This is a messenger RNA of Alexandromys fortis (reed vole), 2574 nucleotides long. It is a transcript of the gene Hrc, whose product is annotated as histidine rich calcium binding protein. The transcript has 6 exons. Gene Ontology annotation, molecular function: calcium ion binding. The record is from RefSeq and is a predicted model, not a curated record. NCBI's taxonomy places the organism in Eukaryota, Metazoa, Chordata, Mammalia, Rodentia, Cricetidae. The coding region runs from base 206 to 2473 and encodes 755 amino acids.
AGGGAGGUCCUGGAACCAGGGUCACAGCUCCAAAGGGGACAUCCUCAGAGAGGCAUCCAAGACCUGAGGAAGAUAGACAAAAAGAGUGGGAGAGAUACCACCACCCAAGAGAGACAACCUGAAAUUCAGAACAAAACAAGGCACAAGAACCCAUCAAAGUCAGCUGAAGUCAAGCUUGGAAAAAGUUCAACUGCUAAACGUCUCCAUGGGCUUCCAGGGGCCUUGGUUGCAUACUUGUCUCCUUUGGGCCAUAGUAGCCAGCCUGCUGUUCCCUCCACUGGUGACCCAGGAGCUGAGAGGGGCUGGGCUGGGCCUUGGCAACUGGAACAACAAUGCCGGCAUUCCCGGGUCUUCAGAGGACAUGUCGGCUGAGUUUGGCCACCACAUCCACAGCCGUGGGGGCCAUCAGGGUGAGAAAGACAGAGACCACAGGGAAGAGAAUGAUGAUUUCUCCAGGGAAUAUGGCCACCGGCUCCAAGACCACAGGUACCCUGGCCACGAGGCUGGAGAGGAGAAUGUCUCUGAAGAGGUCUUCAGAGGGCAUGUGAGACAGGCCCAUGGGCACAGAGGGCACGAUACUGAAGAUUUGGGGAACUCAGCGGAGCCUGAGGACCACUUCCCCAGACAGAGGAGUCACAGCCAUGAAGAUGAAGAUGAGGAGAGCAUUGUCUCCAGUGAGGAUCACCAUCUUGUCACCAGGCAUGGUCACCAUGGCCACGGAGGGGAAAAUGAUGGGGAGGAAGUAGAGAACUCUAAUGAUAAGCACAAGGCCCAUGGUCACCAGAGCCACCAGAGCCACUCAGAGGAAGGAGAUGAAGAGGGUUCAGAUGAACACCAUCAUGCCCACAGCCAUAGACAAGGCCACAAAGACGAAGAUGAUGAAGAUGAUGGUUCCCCUGAGCGUGGGCACCAGGUCCACAGACACCGAGGCCAUGAAGAGGAUGAUGAAGAUGAUGAUGAUGAUGGCUCCCCUGAGCAUGGGCACCAGGUCCACAGACACCGAGGCCACAAAGACGAAGAUGAAGAUGAUGAUGAUGAUGGCUCCCCUGAGCAUGAGCACCAGGCCCACAGACACCGAGGCCAUGAUGAUGAUGAUGAUGAUGAAGAUGAUGAUGGCUCCCCUGAGCAUGGGCACCAGGCCUACAGACACCGAGGCCAUGAAGAAGAUGAUGAAGAUGAAGAUGAUGAUGAUUCCACUGAGCGUGGGCACCAGGUCCACAGACACCGAGGCCAUGAAGAGGAUGAUGAAGAUGAAGAUGAUGAUGAUGAUGAUGGCUCCCCUGAGCAUGGGCACCAGGUCCACAGACAUCAAAGCCACGAAAAUGAUGAUGGUGGUGAUGAUGAUGAUGAUAAUGAUGAUGAUGAUGAUGGCUCCCCUGAGCAUGAGCACCAGGUCCACAGACACCGAGGUGAUGAGAAGGAAGAUGAUGAAGAUGACUCAGAUGAAGGCUACUAUCAUGUCCCCAGCCGUGGCUACCAAAGCCACCAAGAUGAGGAAGAGGAAGAUGAGGCUGUAUCCACUGAACAUUGGCACCCAUCUUCUAGACACACUCACCAUGGUCUUGGAAGUGAGAAUCAAGAAGAGGAGGUAACAGUCAAGUUCAGCCACCAUACUGCAAGCCACCAACCCCAAGGCCACAAGUCUGACAAGGAGGAGGACUUCCCAGAAGAGUAUAAGACAGAAGUUCCUGGCCAUCACCACCACAGAGUCUCCAGGGAGGGAGAUGGGGAUAUUUCUGCUGAGUUUGGCCACGAGGUCCCCAGUCACAGGCCACAAGAUCAAGAUGAACAGAUCAGCCAGGGUCACAGAGAGUUUUUCCAAGGUGACAUUGGUCAUCAGCCCCUGCAGCCCACAGGGGCUGGUUCCGAAGAAUCAAGAAAGGAAGAUGACCACAGCUCUCAAGAGGGAGACAAAGACUCAGAGCAGAGCAAAGGAUCCCACAGUGAAGAGGAGGAGGAGGGUCACAGCCUCCCUAAGAGCCAGGCAGAUGAGGAAGAGGAAGAAAAAGAUGAGCAAGAGAGUAGGGAAGGCAGGACUGAGGUUCAGACUCCAGUGAGCCAUCACAGAAAGCAGGAGGAAGAGGAGGAAGAGGAGGAGAUCCUGGAAGAAAACCUGCUACCCUUCACCAUCAUCCCAAAUCCCCUGGCUGGAAGGGAGGUGGACACAGAAGGUUCCAGCGAGGAGGAGAGCCGUGAGGUCACAGGUCAGCACGAUGCCCAGGAGUAUGAGAACUACCAGCCAGGAUCUCUGUGUGGCUAUUGUUCUUUCUGCAAUAGAUGUACUGAAUGCGAAAGCUGUCAAUGUGACGAGGAGAACAUGGGGGAACACUGUGACCAGUGCCAGCACUGCCAGUUCUGCUACCUCUGCCCGCUGGUCUGUGAAACCCUCUGCACUCCAGGAAGCUACAUGGACUAUUUCUCCUCCUCCCUGUAUCAAGCCCUGGCUGACAUGCUGGAGACUCCAGAGCCCUGACCUGGCCACAACUGCGGCUGAAGUACCUCCCCUGGCCUGCCCACCUGACAGGAGGCCUGAAUAAAUGUGCUCCUAGAAACAGCAGUGUGGGGUGUGGGGUG